CACCUAUUGAACACUGAUGUCAACGGUUUAGUGUUGAAUAAAAGUGUCGAGUAUUGCGAUUCAAACCGACUGGACGGUCAUGAUUGCGAAGGCCCUACCGGUGCCUCCAAUACCGUAGUGUUAGCUGUUGUGGUGUUAUGGUUGGGCAACUUUUGCAAUGGCAUAGGAUUUGUAUCCUUUUAUACGAUAGGAAUUCCGUUUAUCGACGACUCGGUCAAGAAGAAGAAUUCUCCCCUUUAUUUGAGUCUCACGGGUGCGCUCCGACUCUGUGGCCCAACACUUGGUUUUAUGCUCUCAUCCUAUUUUGAUCCGGGUAUCGAUAGGCGUGACCCUCGAUGGGUGGGUGCUUGGUGGAUAGGGUUUAUUGCAAUCGGCACCGGUAUACUCAUAUUCACAAUCCCAAUGUUUCUAUUUCCCCGAAGUUUUACUAAAAGUGAUAAUAAAAUCAGUGAUGCACUCAAUGGUAACGCCAUAACGAAUGGAAGUCCUGCUAAAGUGUCUCAAGAAAAAACUAUAUGGGAGCGUACUCUACUCCUGGUCAAAAAUCCCAUUUAUGUUUGCUAUGUAUUGGGAACGACUGCCCGACUGUUUGCAGUGCUCGGGUAUAUGACAUUCAAAUCCAAAUACAUUGAGUCUGAGUACAAAACAUCGGCCUCUACUGCCAACCUAUUUUCCGGUAUAAUAGGUGUCGUGCCCACAGCUACCGGUGUAUUCCUGGGCGGGCUGUUUAUCCGUAGGUUCCUUCCCGGGCCUCGAGUACUGACAGCUUUCAUAACAAUUGUCGAAAUGAUUGGAGCGAUAGGUAUGUUCUCAGCCCUAUUCCUGGGUUGCCCUCAGUCCCAGUUCGCGGGAACUACACUC
This is a messenger RNA of Oppiella nova, 861 nucleotides long. The record is from the annotation of a GenBank genome assembly. NCBI's taxonomy places the organism in Eukaryota, Metazoa, Arthropoda, Arachnida, Sarcoptiformes, Oppiidae.